Messenger RNA from Miscanthus lutarioriparius, 174 nucleotides. The record is from the annotation of a GenBank genome assembly. Lineage: Eukaryota; Viridiplantae; Streptophyta; Magnoliopsida; Poales; Poaceae.
AUGGCUCCUGCAACUGCAAAUGCAGAUUUGACCUCCCAAAACGAAUCCAGAUCAGGAGAAGAUGCUUCACAUGGAAGAGUGAGCUCUUCAGCUGAAGCUAUCGGACAACUGGGUGCACAGCUUGGACCAGCACAACUGAACACUCGGCAACUUGAAGUAAGAGCGGAGGAAUAA